CUGUUGUAGAUAAGAACAUUUAUAUGUGCGUUUCAUAGAAUAUGCCGUAUGCCGCGUUUAAAUUCCGCGAUGCGUAACCAUCCAGUCGUAAAUCCGAGAUCAUGUCUAUACUCCAUACCAUAUUGUAAGCCACAGUCUUAGAUUAAAGCCAUAGAUAAUAAAGAAAUGGAUAGACCACUUCUGUAACAAUUUGUAAGUGAGACGAUGUUCCCGGAGGGGCAGUAAACUGAGGCGAUUUAUCAUUCAACAACAUAAGGAUAAAACACCUCACCUUAUGAAACUUGGAGUAACUAACAGAUAUAUUAUAUAUAUCUCUGGAAUAACAGACAGUAAGCACUGAUAAGGUAUGGAUAACCUAUCCAUAUCUUUUUUAUUAAAGCUGUAUAAGAAAUGGUCACAGAAUUUAAAUCUUCCAUUCUGUGCUACACCCACAGAUAUAUAAACAAAUAAUUUGUUUAUAUGUCUGUGACUAUACCAUAGACAUAUAAUAGAAACUAUUAUAAUAUUAUAUGCCUAUGUGCUAUACGCAUCGAUUAUAAAUACUAUUUAUCAAGAUGGAUUACCUUACUAUUUAUUAUUAAAUUGUAUUAUAGGUAUAUUAUUACUACGGUUCAAAAUUGUUUAACCUGCGUUAGAUAAAUGAUAAUUGAUAAGAACAAAUAGAUAACCGGCCAAACGUCCGAAAAUUAAUUACUUAUAGCUUAAUUUGUUGUAAUUUGUAUAGUACCUAUAUUAUAUUUUAAAUUUCGUUAUGUAAAUAGUGUAAUUUAGUUUUAAAAAUAUAUUUAUAUUAACAAAAUGAAUAACAUACUAGUUAUAGUCCAGAAACUAAUUAAAGCAAAUCGCCGAUCUGUCAAGUCUAUUGAACGAGAGUUUCAUUCUACAAAACCAUUUUUUGAUCAACCUCCUAAAGUAGAUGUAAUAAGCGCUGACAGUUUCAAUAAUGUACAAGAAAAAAAUAAGAAAACAUAUUUGGAUAUGUUAAAAAUGUACAAGUUGGAAAAAUAUAGAACAGGCCAUGUGGAAUUUAUUAACACUGCAUUGAAACAUUUGGACGAAUUUGGUGUAAGUGAAGAUCUGGAAACUUACAAGUCAUUAAUUCAGGUGAUGCCAGCUGGAAAAUUUGUUCCUCAAAAUUAUUUACAAUCAGAAUUUAUGCAUUAUCCAAAACAUCAGCAGUGUAUUGUUGAUGUAUUACAAAAAAUGGAAGACAAUGGUAAAGUUGUAUAUACCUAUUAAUUAUUAAGUAAUACAUUUUAAUUUUUAAAAUUUUUUUAGGAGUAAUCCCAGAUUGGGAAGUAGAGGAUAUGCUUAUUAAACGAUUUGGUAAUCGUGGUAUUCCUGUACGACGUUACUGGCGUAUGAUGUAUUGGAUGCCAAAGUUUAAUAACCAAUCUCCUUGGCCUAUACCCAAGCCAGCACCUAACGAUCCUUAUGAACUAGCUUUAUUAGCUCUUAACAGAAUUUGUAGUAUAGAUGUUGAAUCUGAAGUUAAAGUAUAUAAAACUAAAGAUUUGGAAGAAAGCAUAGAAGAUACAUGGAUAGUCAGUGGUCAAAGUCCCGAACAAAAGAAAUUAAUUGCCAAGCAUUCAGAUACUGUUCCUAUUUACAUUGAAGGAGGUUUUAGAAUAUGGCUACGUAAACAGAGUAUCGUUUAUUUCAUUUUAAGAACUGAACCUUCUAAAGAAGAAAAUGAUGAAAAAGAGGACGAGGAUGGUAAUAUAUACAUUUUCAUUUAUUUAAAUUAUGAUUACAAUAAUUUUUAUUUUUUAGAUAUAAGUAAAUUUCAUGUACCAUUUUUCGAUCAGCCAAAAAUAUCAAAUAAAGUUGCAAAAAAAAAAACUGUACAUGAACAAGAAGAUGGUACAAUACUCGCUGUUGCUGCUACUGGUACAUCCAGUAAAAAUUCAUUAUUAUCUUGGGUAUACAAUUCCAGAAAGACCAAUAUUAUAAAUCAUUAUUUUCAUUUAUACUUUGUUGAAAUUAUAGAUAAGAUUCUUAGAGAAAGAUGGGAACCCAAGGCUAACAAAAAUACCAAUUUUAUUUACAAGCAGAUCACCACUUGGAAAUAUAGAACCAUUAGUUGAACUUAAUGAGUUUAAAAAUGAAAUAAAACAACCAGGAGAAAAUAUUUCCAUAGAACAAGAAAACAAUCUGUAACAUGUAAGGAAAAUAAAAUAUUAACUCUGCUAGUAAUAUAUACCAAUACCAUAUUGUGAUAUUAAAAUACAUAAAAGUUUAUUUAGUUUGGAUUUAUUAUACUGUCGACAAUUGAAUUAAAUGAUAUUGCCACUGGUGAUUCGGGAUGAGUUACGCCAACAUAUUUUGAUGUUUCUGAAGAUACUCUUGGAUCUAUUGGUACAGUUCCUAAAAAAGGAACUUGAAAACGUUCUGCUAAUGAUUUUCCGCCAUUUGAUGAAAAUAAAUUCGUACACUCCUGUAAAAUACAAAAAUGUACAUUUACUUCAUGAAAUUUUAAAUAAAUAUGGAAUUUACAUUGU
Messenger RNA from Cinara cedri, 2501 nucleotides. Lineage: Eukaryota; Metazoa; Arthropoda; Insecta; Hemiptera; Aphididae. The record is from the annotation of a GenBank genome assembly.